Molecule: messenger RNA, 4783 nt
Organism: Capra hircus (goat)
Lineage: Eukaryota; Metazoa; Chordata; Mammalia; Artiodactyla; Bovidae
Gene: EPM2AIP1
Product: EPM2A interacting protein 1
Exons: 2
Coding region: 185-2011 (608 amino acids)
Biological process (GO): response to insulin; positive regulation of glycogen biosynthetic process; positive regulation of glycogen (starch) synthase activity
Source: RefSeq, a predicted model, not a curated record
UGGGGCUAGGGGAUACGAAAUCUCCAGCCAAUAGGAAAGGACGCGCGGGUGCCCCAGGUUGGUGUCCGCCGCUGGGGUGAUCUGGCGCAGAGCGGAGGAGGCGCUUGGGGCCCCUCUUCUGCUCCUCCUUCCCCUUUGCUUGCGGCCUCCCAGAGGUCGGCCCAUCUCCUGUGGCCUCCGUGAAAUGUGGAUGACGCCCAAGAGGAGCAAAAUGGAAAUCGACGAGUCUCGGGCUUUCCGGGCCGAGUGGACCCAGCGGUACCUGGUGGUGGAGCCUCCGGAGGGCGAGGGCGCCCUGUGCCUGGUCUGUCGCCGCCUGGUCGCAGCAACGGGCGAACCCGACGUCAAGCAGCACUACGAGGCCGAGCACGAGUACUACGAGCGGUAUGUAGCGGAGGACGAGCGCGCGGCGCUGGUGGAGCGUCUGCGUCGGGGCGACUUGCGGGAGGCCGCCCCGCUCACUCCGGAGCAGAGAAUAGCUCGUGCAGGCCUGGGACUCGCCCGCCUCUUGGCCUUGAAGGGUUGCGGCUGGGGCGAGGGGGACUUUGUGCACCGGUGCAUGGCGGUGAUGCUGAGAGACGUGCUGCCCGACCACGUAGGCGUUAUGGAUGGCAUCGAUUUAUCUCCAGAGACCACGCGGCAGAGGGUCCUGGACAUUCACCAGAAUCUACGCAGUCAACUUUUUAACCGAGCCAAGGAAUUUAAAGCCUAUUCCCUUGCCUUGGACGACCAAGCUUUUGUGGCCUAUGAGAACUACCUGCUGGUCUUUGUCCGCGGCGUCAGCCACGAUUUGGAAGUGCACGAAGAGCUUCUGACCAUAAUCAACUUGACUCAUCACUUCAGUGUUGGCGCCCUCAUGGCGGCAAUCCUUGAGGCCCUGCAGACGGCCGGGCUUAGCCUGCAGCGCAUGGUUGGACUGACCACGACCCACACUCUGAGGAUGAUUGGUGAGAACUCAGGACUGGUGUCAUACAUGAGAGAAAAGGCUGUAAGCCCCAACUGUUGGAAUGUGAUCCACUAUUCGGGAUUUCUUCACUUGGAACUGUUGAGCUCCUACGAUGUGGAUGUUAAUCAGAUCAUAAAUGCCGUAUCUGAAUGGAUAGUUUUGAUUAAGACCAGAGGCGUGAGGCGGCCGGAAUUUCAGGCUUUACUGACUGAAUCUGAAUCAGAGCACGGUGAAAGGGUUAACGGACGCUGUCUAAACAACUGGCUUAGGAAAGGGAAGACUUUGAAACUAAUAUUUUCCUUAAGAAAAGAGAUAGAAACAUUCUUGGUCUCGAUAGGAGCCACGACGGUCCAUUUCACAGACAAGGAAUGGCUCUGUGACUUCGGCUUCCUGGUGGAUAUUAUGGACCACCUUCGAGAAAUCAGCGAACUACUGAGAGUGAACAGAGUCUUCGCUGCCGCCGCCUUUGACCAUAUCUGUGCCUUUGAGGUGAAGCUGAAUUUACUUCAGAGACAAGUCGAAGAAAAAAAUCUGACCCAUUUUGCUGCCUUGAGCCAAGUGGUUGAUGAGCUUAAAGAGAAUCUUCAAGAAGAUGAAAAAAUACUCGAUCUUGAGAGGUAUCGCGGGGUGAUCUGUCGCCUACAAAAAGAGUUUGAGCGACAUUUCAAGGACCUCAAGUUCAUUAAGAAGGACUUAGAGCUUUUUGCUAAUCCAUUUAGCUUUAAACCUGAAUAUGCACCUAUUUCAGUAAGGGUGGAACUCACAAAACUUCAGGCAAGUGCUAACCUUUGGGAGGAAUACAGAACCAAAGAUUUAGGGCAGUUCUAUGCUGGACUGUCUGCGGAAUCUUACCCGAUUAUCAAAGGGGUUGCCUGUAAGGUGGCAUCCUUGUUUGAUAGCAGCAAAAUCUGUGAAAAGGCUUUUUCAUAUUUGACUCGAAACCAACACACUUUGAGCCAGCCUUUGACAGACGAACACCUCCACGCCCUGUUUCGGAUUGCCACCACUGAAAUAGAGCCGCGCUGGGAUGAUCUUGUGAGAGGAAGAAAUGAAUCCAAUCCAUAAACUGUUGUAGUACAACAUUGAAAUACUCAACAAGAAUCCAAUUCUAAAAGCAAACAUCUGUUUGAUUUUCAAGUGUGCUAAUUUGGAUUGUGGGAAGGCGUCAUGUUCUUCAUCAAAAUUGAUCACAAUUGACACGCUUUAGACAGAUUUUUUUUUUCCCCAUCUCGAGGCAGCGUGGGACUGACACCUGCAGAUACCUUUUUUUUCUAAAACUGAAUUUCAUGGCAAAGUCAUUAUCUUUUGCUUUUAUGAUAUAAUUUUUAGAAGUUUAGUACUAAAAUGUGAGUUGAAUCAGAAGUCUGUUUUUAAGGUGUCUCGAAGAAGCUUUUGCUCUUAUUUUAACCAAAAAAGUGUUAAAAUUCUGAUGCGUAUAGUCUGAAAGUAUCAGCUUCUUAAAUAUAUGUUUGAGCCAGUUUGCAGAAACUCACACAGCAACUGCAGAAGCUUCUGCAAAGGAGAAACGUACAUACAGUAGAGGUGUUUUGUCUAAUUAUCAAAAUGUUGGAGACUUUUUUUUAGACAUGUUUCUGAGUCUAAAGUAAAUAUAUUUACUUACUUUAGACAUAUUUCCUCUCUCACCUUCCCUUGCCCCAUGGUAGCGAUAAUGAUAGACAGGAAAUUUUACUCAGUUUGAGUGAAGUUUUAGUCAGAGGAGCAAGAAUUGUUUUAAAUUGCUGGUUUAAGAGGCUUUUACAGUUUGGAGAUCAGACUAACCAAUUUUUGGCAGUUUCCCCUGAAUGCUUCACAGUCGGGUGCCGUUUUUAUGAGCUUGCCUGUAGAAGACUAUGGCAGGCUUACAAAGGAACCUGGAUGAGAAAGAUUGGACAACUUGGUAGUGGACUAAAACAAUGCUUCAGUUGCAUUCGGUACCAGAAAAAGAUAAUACCUGCUUAAGAGUUGAUAUCUGUUUUCCUUCUGUAAGCAUCAACUCUGGGAGAAAAUCACCUGCUCUUUUCCUUUACAGAUGGUUUCUGGCUCUUCUGGGAUUUUAAAGUAAGUAAAUUUCACAAAAUACUAGAAGAAGGACCCAGUCAGCCCUUCUGAUCACUAGGUACUCAGCUCACAUGCUUUCCUACUUGCAGAAUGUCCUCAUCACGCGUCACCUCCCCUAGGAAGGUAACCCGGAAGUGCUUUUUGCUCACUGUAUGCUGCUGAGAGCUGCUCUGUUCCUUCGCUUCCUUGGUCUCAUGCCUCUCUGAACUUCUUUGCUGGGUCACCUGGGCUUCCAGGUGUUGUGAAAGAGCCAUACCCUUCGUCUCUUUUAUCCGUGAGCCAUUUUUUCCAGUUUAAGGGAUGAACUGGUGUUACCCUCUUAAUUGGACUUUUAGCCUGAGGCCCAUUAACUAAUUCAGAGAUUUUAACAGUAAAUGUGAUUGUCAUCCAGUGAUUUGAUCCUUGCUGCAAAACUGGUUUUUACUCAACCUUUGGCAUAAAGGAUUUCUCAUUUUUAUCUCUCUCUGUAAUUGAGACGUAGCCUCUUCCUACCCAGUAAGUACUUGAGUUUGUGAACUCUCUUUAUCCCCUUGUAUUUCUGCUUGCAAACUGAUGAACUCUUUUCUGAGUUCAUCUCUUUCCUGUCUGUUUUGUCAAAUGGGACCAACAGCUACCAUAAAAUAUUUUGUUUCCUUGUCUUAAAGAUAGAUUCUCUGCCUUCCAGAUUCUCUCCAGGGAAUUCUUCCAUUCCAUAACAGGCAUUACCCUGCAGAAAUCACUUCUUCCAUUCUCCAGCAGCAACUUCCAGAAUACCUGCCAACUAAGUCAGUGUUCAGUACUCUAGAUUUUUUGAAAACAGAACCUAUUUCUGUAUCAAUGGGCUAGGUUGCCAUGCGGUAACAGCCACAAUUCCCAGCUGUUCUCUGGUGGUCUGGCGAGGGCUGGUGCUCUUAAGUCAGGGGUUGAAGGCCAUGGGCAAGGUGUGUCCUACAGCCUGUUCGUCUAAACAAAGUUUCUUUAGGAGACAGCCUUACCCGUUUGUUUCUGCCGUAUCUAUGACUGCUUUUCCUCUACCCUGGCAGAGUUGUGGAUUUACAGAGGAAAGUGUCCAGCCCACAGAAUGUAAAGUAUUCACUAUGUGAGCCUUCAGAGAGAGUGUUCACUGAUCCAUGCUCUAAAUGGUCCUCAUUCUGGGGCUCGAGCUGACCAAAUGGAUAUCACCUAGGGUGUGGCUGCUCAUUUAGGGAAAUGAAAAAGUGGGACAAGUCACUUACAGGUCUUUUAAGCACUCUGACUGGCCAGGAAAGAUCCCAUGGCCAUACCAAGUCCAAGGAGUGUGAUCCUUCCGCCUGCGUUGGAAGAAAAGCAGAAAUAUUUGGAAGAUGAUACUGCCAACUAACACAUAGCUGUAUUUCUCUCUCUACAAAAUUUCUUUGAAAGUAUUUUUUCUUUUUAAUUGUGGUGAAGUUUAACAGUUAGUAAAAUGCAAAGACUUACUGCACACCUUGUGGGUUUUUGUGUACACCCUAGAACCCAUCAACGCUUCCAGCACCCUGGUUGCUGCCCGCCUAGGCACACCCGCAGCCUGCCACAGAUAACCACUAUUCUGACCAUUAUCACCAGAGAUUAUAUUUGUUUUGAAGCUUCAUGUAAAUAAUUCUGUGUACUCUUGUUCAACAUUGUAUCUGUGAGUUAUCCAUGUUGUGAUUCGUUUAUUAAUACUUCUCUGUAGUGUUCUGUCGUGUGACUUAGACCACAAUUUAUGAAUCCAUUCUACUGUUGGUGGAAAUUUGGGUUGUUUCCAGUUUGUAGUUGUUAUGAAUAAAGUUCCUACGAACA